CCAGCAUCCAGAGCCCAGGUGAAACCUCUAACUUAUGCUCUAAAUCCCAGUUAAAGAGGAAGCCGGAAAUGGGAGAAACUUUUUGAAGGCAGCUGGGCUAUCUGGUCCAAUCACAGCUGUAACUGGAUUCCCUACCUGUGUGAUGGUGUCCUUUUGAUCCUCUCAUGUGAAGCAGCCCAGAAAGAAGAUAUUGUGCUGCUUUAGUUGUCCUGUUUUGCAGCACAUUAAGGGUAAUGGAAGGUGACGGUGACAUUGUACAUUGUGGAUCUUCAUUUGUGAAAAUUGAAAGGCCUCAACUUGUGGAAAAGAGCAAUACCACAUCAGAAGUGUGGAGAUACUUUGGCUUCCAACCUGGUUGUGAUGGUAGACCAGAAAACAUUGAAACCCCAGUCUGCAAAAUCUGUUUCCGUGUCAUUCCAGCAAAGGCCUCAAAUACAAGUAACCUCUAUGCACACCUGAAAUCCCAGCACCCUCAUAUUUAUAUAGAGGUGAAAGGCAAACCCAACCAGGCACCAACCGCCACAGCUUCAUCCGGGGAGCCAAGCAGAGAGCAGACGACCACAAUGCGGGAGAUCUUUCAGCGAAAAGAUAAAUUUGAUCCAAAACCCAGGGAGCACAGAGAGCUGACCAAGGCAGUGACCUACUACAUCACCAAGGAUAGGAUGCCUCUGAGUACCAUUGCCAAGCCUGGCUUUCAGCACCUCUUGAGCAAGUUCAACCCGAGAUAUGAGCUGCCAAGCAAGAACUACUUUUCCAGAGUAGCUAUUCCAUCGCUUUAUGCAGACGUUCGCAAAGUUGUUGAGAAAGAAAUAAAGAGUGGGGAUUGUUUUGCUGCAACUGUUGAAACAUGGACAUGUCGGAGUAAUGAAAUGUUCCUGACAUUUGGGAUUCAAUAUGUGGACAGCGAUUGGAUCCUCAAGAACCAUUGUCUGCAGACUCAGUAUCUACCAGAUGAACACUCUGGUCAGAGUCUAAAGUGUGCCCUUGAAAAUGUGCUGGAGGAGUGGGGGUUAGACCCAGUCAACCUUGUAGCUGUCACUACUGACAAUGAACCUGCUAUUAAACUUGCCUGUGAGUUGUUGGGUUGGAAAAGAAUUAGCUGUUUCAGCCAGAACCUGCAAUGUUCUCUCCAAAAGGGCCUUGAGGACUCGCGCAUUGAAAGAAUCGUUCAGCUGUGCCGUCAAAUAUUUUCUCAAUUUUCACGCAGUUGGAGGAGGAAGCGGGAUUUUUCUAUAGCUCAGAGUCAGAAAGGCCUUCCAAGGAAUUCACUGAAAGCAGAUGUUAACAACCACUGGGGGACUACUUUGGAUAUGUUGGAAAGGUUUCUUGAGCAGCAGGAUGCUGUCAGAACUGUAUUAGCUCAUGACCAUAAGAUGUGCCGUCUUGUUCCAACAUGGCAGGAUAUUGAUGUUCUUGAGUCAAUUAUAAGUGUUCUGCGUCCUUUCCGUGAAAUGACCGAAGCCCUGUCUUCUGAAAAAUUUAUUUCCAUUUCGGCAAUAAAUCCUCUUAUAAAACAUAUAUGCAAUGGUCUUGCAAGAGAGGAACAAGAGGAGUUAACUCUUGGUUUUCUAAUGAGAAUGAGAAUCAAGCGAGACCUUGAAAUGCAAUAUGGAGACCCAGAAUUGGUCCACUUUCUGGAGAAAGUCACAUUCAUUGAUCCCCGGUUUGGUCCCGCUUGCGUAGACAAUCUGGAAAAUGUCCUGCAGCAAAUUAAAGGAGAGGUACUUGCUGGCAAAGUAGUUGAAGAAUCAUCAUUAUUUCAAAUUGGCUUUGAUGGUUCAACUGUUUCUCCAUUGAGCUCUUGCAGCUGGUAUGAUCGAGAUAGUCCAGGGCCAAGUCAGCCAAAGAAGGCCAAAUAUGGAGGAGGACUUGCAAAGGUCUUUGGAAAGCAGAGUGGAGAUGGAGGUGCAGACAAAAUGGUAACUACUUCAGUCUCACUCCAAGAGCAACUUGAUCGAGAGCUGGAUUUUUAUUUCAAGGAGCCUAAGCUCUCCCUAGAGAGCUGUCCUCUUCAGUGGUGGAAAGCCACCCAGAAUUGCCUGCCUUUGUUGGCAAAGCUAGCCAAAAAGUAUCUCUGCAUUUCUGCAACGAAUGUAGCUUCAGAAAGAGCAUUCAGCAAUAGUAGUUUUGUACUUACUGAGUAUCGAAGCAGCGUGAAGCCCAAACAUAUGGACCAGCUGGUGUUCUUGGCAGAAAAUCUUCCGUGAGGAAAGGCUGUUGAAAAGAUCUGCCUUAAAAAUACAGAGCAAAAUUGUGGCAAAAACAAUCAAAUGUUCUAAGGAUGAUCGAAAAAUUAUUUAUAUCUGGACUACCUUCAUGGUAGGUUUGAAGACGUGGAGUUGACCAGUAAUUGUUAAGAGUGAAUCUAUUUUUUCCUGUCUACUUGCACAGUGGGUUGUUUGGCACUGCAAACAUUCACCAAGAGCCAUAUAACUGAAAUGUUCUUGCUACUUAGUUAACAGAAGUUGUUUGCCCCUUCUUAUCUUUCCGUUCCUCCCUCUACCCCAAGAUUGAUGUCUCAUGCUUCUGUGUUAUGCUUCAUUCAGAAUGCUGGAUAAGAACUGACAAAACUUAGCUAGCUGAGGUAUGAGCGACAAGCAUCCCUGCGAUAUAACUCUCAACCUUCUGGUUUGGAUUUGUGCAUUGACCAGCUUGAGCCAUUAGGUGGCUCCAAGGCAUGGCAUCUAUGUUUUUAUUCGGUUGACCAACCAAUACAUCAGUUGCACACUCCUGAUAUUAAAAAAAACGUUGGCUUUUUUAUAAUCUGCUAUGUAUGCCAUUUCUGUCAAUGUCUUGUGAUCUUAUCUGAUGCAUGCUCAAGUGAAAGUUCCAUCUGUAUUUACAGGAAUGAAUCUGUAAAGUAAUUCCAGUUAAUAAUUUCAGCUUAUGGGGAAGUGCACACUGACUAAGUAUCAAAAUUGAAGAACAUGCUAUAUGGGGAGUAGAUCCUGAUUCAGUGUCCCUAUUAACCAAGUAGUCUGAUGCUUUGAAUAUUUUAAAAACAUGUUUGAUAAUGUAAUUAACAUGGUGCUUCUGACAUUAGAGGCUCUUUAUGGGUUAUUUGAAUAUGAAAGAGUAGGUGGAAGAUGGGCACUGGUGUACUUAAAUUGACUCUGCUGUCUGACAAUAUUUUAUGCAGUUCAUUUUUAACAAAGACCUUGUGUAUAACACACACAUUUUGUCCACAAAUGGUACUGUCUGUAAUUCUUUAUAUGCCAACAUAAUGUAAAAAUUUAUAAUGGGAUUCUUUAAAGUAAACAUUUGUACAAACAUUUAUGUAAAUACUUCAUAAUGGGAAAACAGAAUGUAAACAUUUCAGCAUCAUGAUUUGUUGAUGAAUCACUCAAAUAAAAAAAGCAUGUAAUUUUUAUCAGUAACUAAAAUUUCUAAUGUCCA
Messenger RNA from Carcharodon carcharias (great white shark), 3396 nucleotides. RefSeq names its product E3 SUMO-protein ligase ZBED1-like. The coding region runs from base 234 to 2207 and encodes 657 amino acids. The transcript has 2 exons. Lineage: Eukaryota; Metazoa; Chordata; Chondrichthyes; Lamniformes; Lamnidae. The record is from RefSeq and is a predicted model, not a curated record. Gene Ontology annotation, molecular function: DNA binding; protein dimerization activity.